Messenger RNA from Paraglomus occultum, 192 nucleotides. The record is from the annotation of a GenBank genome assembly. NCBI's taxonomy places the organism in Eukaryota, Fungi, Glomeromycota, Glomeromycetes, Paraglomerales, Paraglomeraceae.
AUGUUUUUCGGUGAAGACCUUGAUGAAUACGCACCAGACGGUGGAUGUUCGACUCAAUGCGAGAUCUGUCUCCUCUGCGGACACGUAAAUGUCAUCCUGAGGCCCAUAAGGACGAACAAUGGAUAUGUACCCGUAAGCGUUCUCGCCGACGCCCUGAAGGUUGCACCCACCAAUGCCCUCACAAAUUUGUGA